UCGCAGGCCACGGGCUUGAAACAGAAAAGCUUGGUGAGCUACGAGAACCUGGAACACCAGGCAAACAUUUGGACAGCUGACCUAUUUGUGAAAGAUGCGUUACUGCAGCACACGCGGUGGCGCGCAUGGCUUGGAGUUUCGGGACGUACUUUUCUCGGGCUAUGCUCUAGAUGGGGGCAUGUUCAUGCCGGAGGAGCUCCCCACCCUGUCUUCCAGCACUCUGAGGUCCUGGAGCUCUCUUUCCUAUUCGCAACUAGUUUGUGAGGUGUGCUCUAUGUUUAUUCCUGAACAGCAAAUCCCACGUCAAGACUUAAAGGGCCUCAUAUUAGAUGCACUAUCGAAGUUUUCCGUACCGGAGGCAGUGAAACUGGCUCGGCUGAAAGGAGGUCUGUCCGUCCUGGAGCUGUUUCAUGGAGAGACACUGGCUUUCAAAGAUCUUGCCAUGAGGUGCACUGUGCGCUUUCUUGAGUAUUUCCUGCACAAGGAGAACAGACGUGCCACCAUCCUAGUGGGAACUUCUGGAGACACAGGGGGUUCAGCCAUCAGUGGUGUGCGAGGUCUUAGUAGUGUGGAUGUGGUGGUUGUCUUUCCGCGAGGUCGCAUCACCAUGGUACAGGAGAAACAGAUGACUACCUGCCUGGAUGACAACGUCCAUGUUUUUGCAGCCGACGGGAGUUCUGAUGACAUUGAUGUCCCUUUGAGGCAGCUGUUUGCGAAAGGGGAUCUAGUGAGACGUCAUGGUCUGAUGAGUCUGAACUCAGUGAACUGGUCCCGGAUUAUGGUGCAGUUGGCCCAUUUCUUGUAUGCCUACCUUCAGCUGAGUGGAAUUGGGGAGACAGAGGGAGACACCCUGCCAGAGCUGGAGGUGGUAGUGCCCACAGGUGGUGCAGGCAAUAUCACAGCCGGAUGCAUUAUGAGGCUGAUGGGAGUGCCACUGCGACUUGUUGCCGUGGUGAAUUCCAAUGACAUUGUUUACCGCACAGUUCAGAGAGGUGACUUCUCUAUGGCAACCAGUGUGAAGCAAACUCUGGCACCAGCUAUUGAUAUUCAGGACCCCUAUAACAUGGAGCGUGUGUUCUGGCUGUUGUCAGGGAAGGAUGGAGAAUUGGUCAAGAAGCUGAUGGAACAGUUCCAAAAGUCACAUAAAAUGUCUCUACCUGACACACUCCACAAAAAGUUGUGCACAGUGUUGUCUGCAGGCACAGUGUCUGAUGAGGGAAUAGUGGAGGCUAUGCGUCAGUGCUGGCAGGAGAACCAGUACCUGGUGUGUCCUCAUACUGCUGUGUCUCUGUGGUAUCAUUACCACUUCCCACUUCACUCAGGAAUGAACAGGUGUUGCAUAGCAACAGCAUCUCCAGCCAAGUUCCAGGAUGCUGUUCAGAAAGCAGGGCUGAAUAUUGAUCUCCCAGAAGCUGUGCAGGCUCUCGCGACGAUGGCAACUCGCUAUAAAAACCUGGAGAAGGGAGAGGAUUGGGAGGCCAUACUGAGAGAAUUUAUAGAAUCUGUUGGCUCUGUGCGACAGCGUGGAGAGUCAUUUUAUAUAUCUGUCCAACAAUAAGCUGAAAUAAGAUUUCUGCAUGAUUGCUCUAUUGUUUUUAAUACCAAGUGCCUGAUUUAUGAAAGCCUUUAGGGUGGGCAAUUUUUGCUGACUUAUGCAAAACAAGUGACCUGGUUGGUCAUUGGUCAAGGUUUUGGUGGUGCACCAAUCAUUGCUUUUGCACUUGCAGAUAAUAUAAGCAUAUGGAAAAUAAGUUGAUAAAUCUGACUUAAAUAUAAUGGAAUACAUAAUCAAAUCAUUCAGGAGAAUGAGAUGAUUCAUCAUAAUGAGAUGAUUCAAGAGUUUGUAUGCCAAAUAGGGCAAGUUUCUUUUCCAAGUUUGUCUUUCUUUAACAGUUCUUGACCUGCUCUUUAACCAUGUGAGUAAGGAUGCAUCCUUGAGAGAAUCAAAGGUGAAGAUUUAUCUCUCCAACAACAGUGUCAUUUAUUGUAUGGUGAUGCAACCGUUCUGUCAAGCUUGUGAGGAAG
Chanos chanos (milkfish) is the source of this 2025-nucleotide messenger RNA. RefSeq names its product threonine synthase-like 2 (gene thnsl2). Gene Ontology annotation, biological process: dephosphorylation; 2-oxobutyrate biosynthetic process. Bases 95 to 1558 code for a protein of 487 amino acids. Gene Ontology annotation, molecular function: pyridoxal phosphate binding. The transcript has 9 exons. Lineage: Eukaryota; Metazoa; Chordata; Actinopteri; Gonorynchiformes; Chanidae. The record is from RefSeq and is a predicted model, not a curated record.